Messenger RNA from Lolium rigidum, 1340 nucleotides. RefSeq names its product glucan endo-1,3-beta-glucosidase 4-like. Bases 534 to 1136 code for a protein of 200 amino acids. The transcript has 4 exons. NCBI's taxonomy places the organism in Eukaryota, Viridiplantae, Streptophyta, Magnoliopsida, Poales, Poaceae. The record is from RefSeq and is a predicted model, not a curated record.
CCAAGAACAGUGGUUGGUAGGCGAAAGUUUGUCCCAUACCUUAAUUUCGGUCUCAUACAUAAAAUUAAGGACUUUGGAAGGAUAUUCAACGAAUGUUCGAGUACACCUUCUAGCUAUCGAUGUUUCAGUUUCACCAGUCAUCCUAGCUCUAUUUUUUGGUCGGCCGCUUACCAUUUGGCAGUACGUGAGAAUUCCAUGCUUCAUGUAUACGAAAUAUUAGUGCUACCAGUAUCAUAUACAUCACAAAAGAAGUUUAUGCCAACAAAUUCUUGCCAUUCGACAUGGACUGAGGAGUCGGAUUAUUAGGAACAUCACAUCCGACCGCGACACCCUUUGCUCUCUUCCCUUCUCCUUCACACGUCUCCUACUGAACUUUUGAUUUUAUUAAGUUGAGUAUACGGUGUUUGGUACUGAUACCUCACAUACAGACGACAUUUCUGAAUUUAUCAUUAUUGAUAGAAUGCACCUCUCUGAAUUUUGGCAGGUGUCCGCGGAAGAUCAUAUUGUCGAUCGGACACUGGGACAGUGUUAGGAUGUUGACCAGAAGACUGCAGGGAUGCACCGCUCUUCUUAUCGUGUUUCUCCUCUCCAACGUGUCAGGCAGUUUCACUGAAGAAACGGAAGGAGAAAGCAAGAGGCGGUCGCUAGCGACGGGGCUGUUCUGCGUGGCAAUGCAGGGAGCGGACCCAACAGCGCUGCAGACGGGGCUCAACUUCGCGUGCGGCCCGGGCCACGCCGACUGCUCGGCCAUCCAGCCCGGCGGCAAGUGCUACAAAGCCAACGACCUGCCGGCGCUGGCCUCCUACGCCUACAACGACUACUACCAACGCAACGUCGCCUCCGGCGCCACCUGCAGCUUCAGCGGCACCGCCACUACCACCACCACAGACCCCAGCUCGGGGCAGUGCGUCUUCGCGGGAAGCUCCAUGGCGGGAGGGUCGAACUCGAGCACGCCGGGGGCGAGCGCCCCUUCCAGCUUCACCCCGCCGUCGUCGACGUUCACGCCGGGCUUCACGCCUGGCUUCGGGAAUCCCGCCGGCUCCUUCAACCCUCUGCAAGACGCCGCGGAUAGCCUCAUGGCCGGCGCUCGCAGGUCGCUCUGCGUGCUGCUUCUUCUGCUGCCGCUCUCCUUCUGAUCAGGGCCUCCGCUCGACUGUACAUUGUGCUCCAUGCCAUUCGUUGCAUGUUACUAGAGAUUAUUAUAAAGUUACAUGACAGGGAGGAUCACUAGAGUAUCACCAUCAUCUUUACAUGUUCUUUCUUCAGUACUUCAAGUCGGAUCUUCUAUAAACUGAACCAUAUAUGUAAAUAAUUUAUGGAGAUCGCACAUUUUUGCUUAA